Molecule: messenger RNA, 2525 nt
Organism: Schistosoma margrebowiei
Lineage: Eukaryota; Metazoa; Platyhelminthes; Trematoda; Strigeidida; Schistosomatidae
Source: the annotation of a GenBank genome assembly
ACAGUUAACACGAGAAGUGGCGCCUGUAUUGACGUAGGGGUGUUUUUUGUUUGUCGAGUUCGUUUUUUCACUUGGAGAGGAAAUGAAAGAUUUCCGACGCCCUAGAACAGGAGAGGAAUUUUACGAAUCUUUCGAGGGAGCUCCUUUGUUUACAGCCGUACUCACGUAUCUAAGCUUUCUAAUAUUGAACAUCUUGGGGAGGCUUCAAGAUUUCCUGAGGUUUAUUCAUGUAUUAGAAAAUCAUUCAGUAGCAGAAGUACCACAAACUAAAUCUUUCGUCCCGCUUUACUCGUCUUAUGAGGCUUUUUAUACUCGUAAUCUAUACCGAAGGGCACAAGACUGUUGGUGUAGACCUAUUUGUUCUGCUCCAGGUAGUGAAAUCGUAGUAAUGGAUCGUAAAUCACCGGACUGUGGAUGGACGUUGAAUUUUACAGGAACAAAAUCAAAGGUUUUGAACUUAGGAUCAUACAAUUAUUUGGGAUUCGGAGAUCCUACCGGACCUUGUACUAAUGCUACAGAAAAAGCCACAGUGAAAUUCGGUGUAGGUGUAGCAAGUUCUAGACAAGAGGCCGGAAGCUUAAUAUUACACAAAGAACUCGAAGAUUUGGUUGCUGAAUUUGUUGGACAAGAAGCAGCUAUUGUUUUCAGUAUGGGCUUCUCAACCAACUCACUAAAUCUGCCAUGUCUAGUUGACAAAGAUUGCUGUGUAGUCAGUGAUGAAUUAAAUCAUACAAGUCUAGUCUUGGGAUGUCGAUUGUCGGGAGCAACUAUACGUCGUUUUAAACAUAAUGAUAUGGAAGAUUUGGAAAAAAUUCUGCAAGAUUCUGUUGUUUAUGGUCGUCCGCGUACCCACAGACCAUAUAAAAAAAUAUUGGUUGUAGUUGAAGGUAUAUACAGUAUGGAAGGAAGUAUUCUUCAUCUUCCCGAAGUAAUCGCUUUAAAGAAGAAAUAUAAUGCCUAUCUUUAUUUGGAUGAAGCACAUAGUAUUGGUGCAUUAGGUCAAAUGGGUCGUGGUGUGGCUGAUUACUUUGGUGUUGAUCCACGUGAUAUUGAUAUUUCAAUGGGUACAUUUACGAAGAGUUUCGGUUCAUCUGGUGGAUACAUAGCUGGAAAUCGCAAGUUAAUUGACUAUCUUCGCUCGAUGUCAUAUAAUUCUGUAUAUGGUUGUAGUAUGCCAGCACCAAUAGCUCAACAAAUUAUAUCAUCCAUAAGAAUUAUCAUGGGAAAAGAUGUACCUGGUGAAGGUGAACGAAGAAUUAAAUGUUUAGCUGAGAAUAUACGUUAUUUUCGUGCAAGAUUACAUCAAAUGCGCUUAAUUGUUUAUGGGAAUCGUGAUAGCCCUGUUGUACCAGUUAUCGUUUAUAUGCCAGCUAAACUAGUUGCCUUCUCGCGUAGAUGUUUAGAAUUAGGAUUAGGAACUGUAGUCGUUGGUUUUCCAGCUACAACUCUGCUUUUAUCCAGGGUACGAUUUUGCAUUUCAUCAGCACAUACACGAGAGUUAUUAGACAGGGCAUUAAACAUAAUCGAGCAAGUUUCUGAAGAAAUAGGAAUUUGUUAUAGUAAGCAACCGAUUCCAGAAUGGGCUAAAGAAGUUUUAUACAAAGAUAAAAAUCAUUGUUAUACGAAUGGUUUCUUAAAAAAUAUUGAACCAUCAGUUAACAAACUACUUAAGAAAUCAGCUCAUACGGAUUCUGUAAGUAAUUCAGUCAGUCUGAGAAAACGCUGUUUAAAAAGAGAUACCAACGAAAAAUGUGGGAUUAACACACACUUUUAGCUAUGAAGCUAAAUGCUACGUUGUUUGAUAUACAACAUACAUAAAUAAAAGGAUCCAAUGAGUUUUCUUUCAUUUUCAUAAUUACAUUAGUGUUUGAUCAACAACAACAACAACAAAAAAAAAAAACAACCCAGGAAUAAUAACAAAUGUAUAAAAUAUCUUUUCUUUUUCUAUCAUAUUUGUCUUUUGUUUUUCUCGACUCAGUUUUACUAUCCUUUUUUUAAGAGUAACAUUUUUAUUGUGACAAUUACUGUUUUUUUUAAAAAAAAGAAAAAAGAAAACGUUUGUUCAGUGGUUAUACCUCCCUCUCUCUCUCCAUAUAUAUAUCAUGAAUUGAUCAGAUCUACUCAAGUUUGUACUUACUUUUUGUAACUGAGUAUAUGUCUAACUUUCAUGAUGAUUACCUCUCAAGAGAAUGUAAUAUAAACUGUUAUCAUUCAAUCAUUAUCUUACAAUAACUUUUAUUCAUUGUAUUUUUUUCCUACUUUUUAUAUACGAAAAUAAUAUAGAAUCUCUUUUUGCUAAAAUUGUAGCACUUUUCAAUAUAUAUAUAUAUAUUUUACAUAUUUUAGUUUGGUGUUACUAUCAUCUUCAUAAUCUCAGUACUCUUAAUUAGGUUCUUUUGAGUAGUUGUAUACUGAGACUUGUUGUUAAUAUUACUACUUUUUUUUAAACCAUUUUUAAAAAUCUAUUUGGCUGUGAUUUAUUAUUAUUAUUAUCAUUAUUACUAUAUAUCAUGUAGUUCUAAUAA